Dentiscutata erythropus is the source of this 162-nucleotide messenger RNA. The record is from the annotation of a GenBank genome assembly. NCBI's taxonomy places the organism in Eukaryota, Fungi, Glomeromycota, Glomeromycetes, Diversisporales, Gigasporaceae.
AUGAAUAAUAAAGAGCAAUUAACCAAUAAUAAUAUUAGAAAAAAUCUGAUGAAUGUGCAAUCAACUAAUAAUACUGAUAUCAGAACUGGAAAUGAAAAUAUUAAUGUUGAACUAAUAGCUAGUAAUGAAUAUAAACUGUCAAAGAAAACUACUAUAGAAAAG